GAACAUCCACCUCGUCCUUGAAGGUGCACAAAAAGGUUUAGUUUAAGUACAGGAUUCUACUAUUAUCAUGUGAACAGGUUUUUCUGUUUUUUCGAUCAAAAUACGUUUGCUAUUAUCUGUGUUUUACGUAAUUAAAAAGUAAUUUCAUUUCGCGCUCAAUAACAGGACAUGAAAUGUGACGUUUAAGGACCCACCACAUGAAAAAUGUUAAGGCGGAUUUUAAGAAAAAUUGGAAGGAGCUGGGAUGCUCUAGUCUAGACAAUACUAUCCAAGAAUCAAACAUACCGUAGCUAGCUAGCUUAUCCUAUGUUCCUCCAUAACAUAAAUGUAUAACAAGCUAGAUAAGUAACGCUACACUACAAAUCGGCAAUGAUUUUCAUCGGUAUCUUGUGAACGUUAGUUGAUUUUCUAAAGCACAGGACUGCUGUGCGUGUUUCACUAGCUAACGUUAACUUGACAACUAACGUUAACUAGAUUUCAACAAUUAGCUAAACGAAGCUGCCAUGGCAGAGGAUCGGAGACAGAAGCAGUGCACUGUGGUACUGCCAACGGAGUCAAUGAAGGCCAUUGGUGAGUCCGUUGGAGUUGGGCAAUUACAGGAGGAGAGCUGUGCGGCCUUGAGCGAGGAAGUCAGUUACCGCAUCAAAGAGAUAUUUCAGGAUGCUUUUAAGUUCAUGCACCACGGGAAGAGACGCAAACUGACCACCAGUGACAUCGAUCAUGCCCUUAAACUGAAGAAUGUGGAGCCCCUGUAUGGGUUCCAGUCGCAAGAGUUUAUCCCGUUCCGCUUUGCCAGUGGAGGUGGCCGAGAACUGCACUUCUACGAAGAGAAGGAAGUAGACCUGAGUGACAUCAUCAACACACCUCUUCCGCGAGUGCCCCUGGACGUCUCACUCAAGGCGCAUUGGUUAAGUAUUGAAGGUGUCCAGCCUGCCAUACCAGAGAACCCGCCUCCGGCUCCAAAAGAAAUGCAGAAAGCAGAGGCCACUGAGCCCCUUAAAGUGGUGAAACCUGGACAAGAGGAGGAGGGCACCAUACAGGGCAAAGGUCAGGGUUCAGCUGCUGCUGAGGGCAAAGGAAAGGAGAAGAGUUUGAUGAGGAUGAAGCCGCGCGGGACGCACGAGCUGUCCGUGGAGCAGCAGCUGUACUAUAAGGAGAUCACUGAGGCUUGCGUGGGCUCCUGCGAAGCCAAGAGAGCGGAGGCUCUUCAGAGUAUAGCUACGGAUCCUGGGCUGUACCAGAUGCUCCCUAGAUUCACCACUUUCAUCUCUGAAGGGGUGCGCGUGAACGUGGUGCAGAAUAACCUGGCUCUCUUAAUCUACCUGAUGAGAAUGGCCAAGGCUCUUAUGGACAACCCUACAUUGUACUUGGAGAAAUAUCUCCAUGAACUGAUCCCAGCAGUGGUGUCCUGCAUUGUGAGUAAGCAGCUGUGUCUGAGGCCGGAUGUAGAUAACCACUGGGCACUGCGUGACUUCGCCGCCCGGCUCAUGGCCCAGAGCUGCAAGACCUUCAGCACCACCACCAACAACAUGCAGUCCCGCAUCACCAAAACCUUCACUAAGAGUUUGUUGGAUGAGAAGACACAGUGGACGACACGAUAUGGCUGCAUUGCUGGACUGUCAGAGCUUGGGCCGGAUGUGGUUAAGACACUGAUCCUCCCUCGGUUGACAGCAGAGGGCGCUCGUAUCAAGGCGGCGACUGAAGGGCCAGUCAUGUCCAACAUUGAGAAGAUCGGAGCUGAGCAUGUGCAGAACCUGCUUUUGAAACACUGCGCCACUGUGCUCGCUAAGACACGCACACCGCCAGACAUCGCGGACCAGUACCAGGCUGAAUACGGCUACCUUGGCACAAUGCUGUGCUCCCACGUCGUGAAGGCCCGAGCCCAGGCUGCGGUGCAGGCCCAGCAGGUCAACAGAACAACCCUCACCAUCACCCAGCCACGCCCCACUCUCACCGUCUCCCAGAGUUCUGUGGGGAUAUCUGGGGGACCUCGCACGCCCAAUAUCAUCAAAGUGCCCAGCUCCCUCACCCUAAUGACGUCCGCCCACCCUGGGACCCCAACCCAGCCCUCACCUCCGGCAACCAAGUACAUCGUCAUGGGCACCAGUGCAGGGGUGGCCCCCACUCAGCAGGUGAUCACUCUUAGUUCCUCUCGCUCCAGUUCUCCAAUGACCAGCACUAUCCCAAGCUCUGCAUCCACACUGCAGCCCCAGGUCAAACUGGAGUCUGGAGGGGCUGGUGGGGUGGCUGGGUCACGCACCCUCCAAAAAUACAUUGUUGUGUCCCUCCCUCCCUCCUCCUCGUCUUCUCUGGAGAGCAAGAGCUCUGGCCUGCUCCCUGCCCAGCCCAUCCCAUCCGCUUCCUCUCUUUCUUUGGAGUCCGGGGUCAAACUGGAGCUCUCUGGGCCUCCAGGGGCCAGGACGCACUCCCCACAUUGA
Messenger RNA from Anguilla anguilla (European eel), 2438 nucleotides. RefSeq names its product TAF6 RNA polymerase II, TATA box binding protein (TBP)-associated factor (gene taf6). Gene Ontology annotation, biological process: RNA polymerase II preinitiation complex assembly; transcription initiation at RNA polymerase II promoter. Lineage: Eukaryota; Metazoa; Chordata; Actinopteri; Anguilliformes; Anguillidae. Gene Ontology annotation, cellular component: SLIK (SAGA-like) complex; transcription factor TFIID complex; SAGA complex. Bases 504 to 2438 code for a protein of 644 amino acids. The transcript has 15 exons. The record is from RefSeq and is a predicted model, not a curated record. Gene Ontology annotation, molecular function: RNA polymerase II general transcription initiation factor activity; transcription coactivator activity; protein heterodimerization activity.